Diachasmimorpha longicaudata is the source of this 2748-nucleotide messenger RNA. RefSeq lists its product as uncharacterized. The coding region runs from base 792 to 2252 and encodes 486 amino acids. The transcript has 6 exons. NCBI's taxonomy places the organism in Eukaryota, Metazoa, Arthropoda, Insecta, Hymenoptera, Braconidae. The record is from RefSeq and is a predicted model, not a curated record.
UGGGGCCCUCCUUCUUCUGGAAUGAGGUACUCCGAUACUGCUGGCGUCCAGUCAAGAAGUGAAACCCCCAGAACUGAGCCUCUACUUUAGUCUAUCCUCUUUGGUUCUAAGUACAUUGCGCUGGUAGAGAGGAGAAAAUUCAAGGGAACAAACUCACUCAUUGGUUGGCGCAUUGGGCGAUCUAGCCUUUUCAUUACUGCAGCUCUUGACUUUCUCCUUCAAUUCCAGCGAUUGACCAAUCAACUUUAGCCCCAUGAGCCAGCAGAUAAACCAGUUGGUCCCUGCCAUGCCACCCCUCAACCCUCAAAAACAUCCCUCUAGCCGAUGCGCAUCUCUCGAAACUUUUCCAUUCUCACGGGACAAUGUGAAAAAAGGGGGUUUAUAAGUUGAUUGAAGAGCGGUAAUGGCGACACUCCAAAGGUUCAUAGGCUCACGAGGACAAUAUACUUAAACAAAAAAAGAUGUGAUAAAUUAUACUUGAAUGCUCACAAUUUAUCUGGGUAAUUAAACCAUUAUAAAUAAAUGUUCGUAGCCAGUAGUUUCUCAUCAUUGUUGACGUAUUUAAUAUGAGACGGGCAAAAGCUGUUGCCAGAAUACAAUGAAUUAUCGAAAAAUUGGAUUUGAUAAAAUUUGAAAUGGGUUUUAAUGUCAAGUGGAAAGAGAUUGGUUUGUGACAGGUCUAGUCCCGAGGAUUUUCAACUGCAAAAUCAUUGGGUGGACCCGUCAUAAGCUCUGUCGGGUGGGGGUGGGGGGAGGGGGAAUAUUAAUUUCACACAUUCAACCCCCGAGUGAUGAGCGAAUCUCGGCAUCAUCUUCGCUCCGUCUCGGAUUUGUACGCUGCAGACGAAAUUGAAGUAUUGUUGUUGGAAGAAAUAAGGGAUCUGGAGCCACCGCCAACGGCGUAUUCAAGACCCGAGGAUAUACAGGACUUCGAAAUUGCAGGGAGUCGAACUGGGGGAGCUAUAAGCUCCCACUCGUCAGAGCUGGAUUCACCAGGAGUACACUCAACUGUCCACUCGUGGGACUCGCAUGAGAAUUACCAUGGUCCUUAUGGACACGGUAAUCAUCGGCAUGGCUCUUCCGGAAAUGCACUGCCAUGGCCUCGUGCCAGCCACUUGGUCCUUGUCUGUGACAUACAGGGUCAUCUUAAAACUACCAUUGGUGUUGUCAGAAUUCUCUUGCUCAUAACAUCGGCAGCAUGUUUAGCCACAUUAUGCAGUUCUGGCACAGCAAGUGUCAAUCUCUUCAUGCUGCCACUCGUCGAACGCUUAAGAUUCAUGAUAUUUAUCACUGUAUUUUGUCUCCUAGUCACAAUUCUACUUCUCUUCCUCGAUAUUACACACGUUGUUUAUAUGUUUCCUCUCAAUUGGGAUAAAGUGAAUUUUUGGGUAUUCACUGGUAUCGGAGUAUCCUAUACAGCUAGCAGUGGCUUGCUAGGGCUUUCAAUAUGGGAGUAUCAUGGUACAGGAUGGGUACCACGUCGUACUCGUUCACAACUCACUGUGGCCGCUGGUAUAGCUGUAUUCUGUGCACUUUUCGCAUUUUUACUCUCUUGGAUACAUGGAAGAACUGGUGUGAAUUGCAAAUCACAAGCUCAUGAUCAUUCACAGAAUCAACUUUAUAAGCCAGUAGAUUCUACAUCAUCCGGGAUAACCCUGAAAGAUAAAAGUCCAAAGCCUGGCUCAGGCUGGGUAGUGAAAAAUCAAAAAAACAAGAAAAGUGUUGAUAGUGAAUCUAACACAACGAGUAAAGGGAACGGUAACUGCGAUAAAUACAAAUCGAGAAAGGACCACUGGGCAUCAGCAAGAGACGCCUUUCUCCCGCAGGAGGAUGAAGAGCUUCAGACAAUGCAGAGAGACGAGAGUGAUCUCGAGAAAAAGAGACGACGAAGAAGACGAGAUGGAAGUGGUUCCAGUGGGAAUGGUGUUGCUGGCAAGAGAGUGGAGCCAGCGACGGGGAGACGAGUGCCACAAAAGCUGCCCCUCAAACAAAUAGAGAGACCACAACCACGACGAACCAAUGCUGGUAAAGGACCGACUGUCAAAACAUCUAGGACUAGCACUAACAGCGAUUUCCAAAGCUGUUUAGCAGCCACUGUCAAAGAGUGGGAAAUGCAAGGAGCUACUGAGGCUGAACGUGUUGAUGCUGCCAAGGCCAUUGAAGUUGCUAUGUGGUCGAGUCAGUGGCGACAACCGCCUGAUGAUGUUCAACCGUGCUCCAGCAAAACUGUUGAUCCUUAUCCAUUCCCUUGAAUUUUGAAUCCUUCCAGCGAAUUAAGCAUGUUAUGAAUCAUUUGAGAAGAAAUUAAUCCAAUGACAUAUUGUACAAAGUAUAUCAAUGCCUUGUAAAUUGUGCUGCCGUCUACGUGUUUAUCAACUUUUUUUUUUCUUUUUAGACGUGGCUUUGUUUCGUUUAAUUUACGCACGAAAAAAAUUCAUCAGUUAACGGAACAGUCAACUCUUUUGGUAUUUACUUGGAGAGACCUCGGAAGUGAAAAAAUAAAUGCAUAAAUAUUGCCGGUAAGAUUUUUGUUUUUUCACCUCUAAUGCUUCUCAAUAAAAGACAUCAAUAGUUUUUUAUAUUUCUAUACAACUUAUUUCAAUGAACCAUUUUCUGUAAAAACUACAUAACAACGUUGUCUUUGUCCCCCCCCCCAUUGAACAAAAUUUUAUAGAAAAUGUGAAAAUUUAGAUCCAACGAUUUUUAUAGGAAAAUAUUUCAACAAAAUAAAUUAUGUCGAAAAACUUG